CUUCAACACAAGCACCAACACACAGACUGACUGACCAGCGCUGUCCAGCCGCCCUGAAGCGCAGAGCCUGCUGUGUGGAUGUGUGCAGCCCCCUGGACUUGGUGGGAGGGGGAGAAGUUUCCCCAAAGACAAGCUUGGAUCACUGAGAGAGAGAGACGAUGCCUUCCUCCUCCUUCAGCCCAGUCUCACCAGCUGCUCAGUGGAUUUGCUGAUUUCCGAAAUUAAUUUUCUGCAAGUUAUUCAACGGGACUGAGGGGAGAUUUGAAAGCAGAGGAUGCUCCCACAGGUCAUUCGGAUUCUGUAUGUCUUGUCUUUCUGCUUUUUCCAAGGAGGCUUUAUCAGCCCUCUCGGGCCUAACUGGGCACUGCUGCCAGUGGACACUUUGUCUCCAUGCUGACGGCGUUACACGUCCACUGAGCUCCUGUAAGGAGGAGAUAAAGCCCCCCAGCAGGGCAGGACCACAGCUGUCGCCUUCUGACUUCCUGGACAAGCUCAUGGGGAAAACAUCAGGAUAUGAUGCCCGCAUCAGACCCAACUUCAAAGGCCCACCUGUGAAUGUCACCUGUAAUAUUUUCAUCAACAGCUUUGGGUCCAUCACAGAAACUACAAUGGACUACAGGCUCAAUGUAUUUCUACGGCAAAAAUGGAACGACCCUCGCCUGGCAUACAGCGAAUACCCAGACGACUCCCUCGAUCUGGAUCCGUCCAUGUUGGACUCUAUCUGGAAACCUGAUUUAUUCUUUGCAAACGAGAAAGGAGCUAACUUCCACGAGGUCACCACUGAUAACAAGCUGCUACGGAUUUUUCAAGAUGGCAGCGUUCUGUACAGCAUCAGGCUGACUCUUACCCUGUCCUGCCCUAUGGACUUGAAGAAUUUCCCAAUGGACAUUCAGACCUGUACAAUGCAGCUUGAAAGCUUUGGUUACACCAUGAACGACUUGAUCUUUGAGUGGCUGUCUGACAACCCCGUUCAGGUGGCUGAUGAUCUUACCCUCCCACAGUUUGUGCUUAAAGAGGAGAAGGAUUUGGGCUACUGCACUAAGUAUUACAACACAGGUAAAUUCACCUGCAUCGAGGUGAAGUUCCACCUGGAACGUCAAAUGGGCUACUACUUGAUCCAGAUGUACAUCCCUUCCCUCCUCAUCGUCAUCCUCUCGUGGGUGUCUUUCUGGAUAAACAUGGACGCUGCACCAGCCAGAGUGGGUCUGGGCAUCACCACUGUGCUGACAAUGACCACGCAGAGCUCUGGUUCGAGGGCCUCGCUGCCCAAGGUGUCCUAUGUGAAGGCCAUUGACAUUUGGAUGGCGGUGUGCCUUCUGUUUGUGUUUGCUGCCCUGCUGGAGUACGCAGCAGUCAACUUUGUCUCAAGGCAACACAAGGAGUUCAUCAGGCUGAGGAAAAAGCAGCGGCAGCAAAGAAUAGUGUUUGCCAGUCCGCCUGGGAGUGUUGAGUCGUUGCGGAAAGCGAAUUACCUCCCUGGUAACAACUCAGCCUACAGGAACCUGAAUCAGCCCUGCAGCGCCUGUGCCAGGGAGGAGGAACUGGUGAGGGAGAGCCGCGGAUUUUACUUCCGGGGUUACGGACUGGGUCACUGCCUGCAGAACAAGGAUGGUACCACUGUGGAGGGGGCCACUGUGUUCACCCCGCCGCCUCCCCCUCCUCCGGUCACCAUGUUCGACGGAGAGGUGCUUCACAAGCGCUUUGUGGACCGGGCCAAGCGCAUUGACACCAUAUCCCGAGCCGUCUUUCCCUUGAGCUUCCUCAUAUUCAACAUCUUCUACUGGAUCACCUACAAAGUGCUGCGACACGAGGACAUCCAUGCAAAUUUGUAAAAAACACUCUCUGCCGACUCCAGUUGCUACGUUUUAGGUUUUUUUCUCUCAGAACCAAAACUGCCUGUCAGAUCUACAUUACAACGAGGAAAUGUGUCAAGAGGCGUCUCUGCUUCUUAAAAACCAUUGCUAUAAAAACUUUGUGCUCAGGUGCGUCUUCAGGAUCUCAGACCGAAGAGCGAUUAAGCCGAAAGACGAGGUUAAGCUUUGUGGAUUCAGGCUGGUGUUGUUUGUGAAUGCCCUCUCGUGUCUGUCUUGGUUUGAUUCGUGCGGAUUACAACAGAGACAAAACACUGCUGGUUAUUGGUGGGUUCGUGACCUUUGCUUGAGAUGAUGAGAGCUCAGAGAAGGCGAUGUUGAUCCUGGCUGGAUGAGACAAACUGACUUGAAUUUUGACACUGCGCAUCUUUGAAUGAAUGUUUUUGAAAAUUCAAAAGAUUAAAAAAAGGGUUUUUUUUACACCUUUAGAGUAUCUAAUGGGUACCAAUGGGUGCAGGGGAGGAAUGGGUCUUUGAUAUUUAUUAUUAUUCAGUAAGUGGUGAUAAUUCAAUUAAGAUUAUAUAUAUAUAUAUAUAUAUAAAACAGUGUAUAAAGUGUAUAAAAGCUGUUCAUUAAACUGCACAAAGCACAAAUAUGUAUUUCCUUUUGUCUAAAUUUAAAUAAAUUGUUAUUCUGCCAGGAAAACAAAUGAUUUGUUCCUCUUUAAACUCAAGAUUCGAUUGAUUACUUUAAAAAAAUAAAAAAUAAAAAAAAAGCAGGAAAUGCAUUUUUUAAGUGUAUAAGAAAUUCAGUCACAGCAUAAAUGCAUCACACACAGUUGCUUUUCUAUUUUAGUCCUUAAAUAGACUCCAUCAGCUCCAAAUCCAAGGAGGCAAGGAAAAACCUUCAAGGUGAAAAUCAAUACAAUAAAGCAAAUUGUAAAUUCUGCAACUAAGUAAUCCGUUCACAUCAGUGGCUCUGGGUCUUUGUUUUUGUUUAU
This is a messenger RNA of Epinephelus moara (kelp grouper), 2811 nucleotides long. RefSeq names its product glycine receptor, alpha 4a (gene glra4a). NCBI's taxonomy places the organism in Eukaryota, Metazoa, Chordata, Actinopteri, Perciformes, Serranidae. The transcript has 11 exons. Gene Ontology annotation, biological process: chloride transmembrane transport; signal transduction; regulation of membrane potential. Gene Ontology annotation, cellular component: synapse; plasma membrane; neuron projection. The coding region runs from base 303 to 1832 and encodes 509 amino acids. The record is from RefSeq and is a predicted model, not a curated record. Gene Ontology annotation, molecular function: chloride channel activity; transmembrane signaling receptor activity; transmitter-gated monoatomic ion channel activity.